UACCUGUACUGCGGAGAAUUUUCUCAAGGAUCUUGAUAGAGGGGUUGUCUGCGUUAUCGUCCGACUAGACUCUAAAAAACAGACGUAGAAGUCAUCGUCCAAAAUUUCGCAAAGCUAGGAAUUGGCAUUUUUAAAUGCUUAGUGCCUUCAUCGCAUUUUUCUUCUCAAUUUCGCAAACUUUAAGGUGACCAUCGAUUUCACUGGUUCAUUUGCUCCACCUACAUCCCAACCUAUCUACGCAUCAUGGCGUCCGAAACAGAUAAUUCAGCAACUAUCGCGAGCCUUCGCGAAUCUCUCUGCUCCGAAGCUACCCCACUACCCGUACGAUUCCGCGCCCUCUUCUCCCUCAGACACCUAGCACGACACGAAACAGGCGACCAAGCCCUCGCCGCCAUAGACGCCAUCGCUGCCGGUUUCGCUUCUCCAUCCGCGCUUCUUAAACAUGAGCUGGCUUACUGCUUGGGCCAAUCGGCUAACCUAGCCGCCGUCCCCUACCUUCAGAAAGUCUUAGCAGAUUUACAAGAAGACCCUAUGUGCCGACACGAAGCGGCAGAGGCUUUGGGCGCUUUGGGCGAUGCUGGAAAUCUUGAAAUCUUGCGCAAGUUCCGCGAUCGAGAGGGAGAAGAGGUGGUUAUCAAGGAGACUUGUGAGAUUGCUAUUGAUAGAAUCGAAUGGGAAAACUCAGAACAACGGAAAGCAGAGAAGCUACGUCAAAGUGAUUUUGCUUCGGUCGACCCCGCUCCUCCGAUGCCUAACUCCGAGCAGACUGUCCAAGAUCUGGAAAAGACUUUGAUGGACACGAACCUACCUCUCUUCCUUAGAUACCGCGCUAUGUUCGCACUCCGCGACCUUGCAUCGCCGCCGGACCUCCCAACCGCAGUACCCGCCGUUCAAGCCUUAGCCAAGGGUUUCGCUGACCCCUCGGCCCUAUUUCGUCACGAGAUUGCUUUUGUUUUUGGCCAACUCUCCCAUCCGGCCUCAAUCCCAGCUCUCACUUCCGCAUUGAGUAAUCUUGAGGAGGCUAGCAUGGUUCGACAUGAAGCGGCGGAGGCACUCGGAAGCCUUGGCGAAGAGGAGGGCGUCGAGGAAGUUUUGAAGAAAUUCCUUCAUGACGAAGAGAAAGUUGUGCGUGAGAGCGUCAUUGUUGCUCUAGACAUGGCCGAUUACGAGCAAUCGAACCAGGCUGAGUAUGCGCUUAUCCCGGAGGCUCCGAAGGUAACGGCAUAGAUAUCCAUGGAUAAGUAGAAUUGGCGUUAUAUGGCGGGGCUGGCUGGAGGAUACCAAAAAAAGAACUCGUAUGCGCAUGGCUUCAUUUAUACGACUCGAGUUUGGGUUUAUGGCAACUACUUGAGAAAUUACAGGGCAGUCUCUAUUAGAAAAAUCUCAAUUGUUUGUGUUCCAUCUAUUUCGAGACUCUGGGUUAGCUGCGCUCAAUUGGUAAUAGAGAAUAGAGAAAACAACGUACUUGUGACCGCAUUCGCAAGUGAAGAAGAUCGUGCUGCCUUCAUCAGCACUGCGUAGCUGCACUGCCGUGUAUCUAACUUCCGUGCGCCCGCACUUCUCGCACGUCUCGUUUAUGACAGCUUCUGUCUGGACAUCGUGUCGCUUCACUGAUUGUACGAUUGAGAGUUUUUGUCGAAGCAAGGAGGGAAAGUCGGAGGGUUUACUCUCUGUGACAGUCGUCUUCGCUGCAGUGUCUUGGUUGUCGGCACCACAGCAUUCGCAAUGGAGAAUAUUCUUUUCGUUUCCCUUGGACACUGGGAGUAGAUUCCCGCAAUCGGUACAGAAAACUAAGGAGCCUAUAGCAGCCAUUGUCGGAACGGAGUUUGCUCUUCGUGAUAUAGUUUUCUGAGACGAAAGAAAAAUUGGUAAGAC
This is a messenger RNA of Annulohypoxylon truncatum, 1875 nucleotides long. Its product is annotated as deoxyhypusine hydroxylase. The record is from RefSeq and is a predicted model, not a curated record. Gene Ontology annotation, biological process: peptidyl-hypusine biosynthetic process. The coding region runs from base 244 to 1227 and encodes 327 amino acids. The transcript is spliced from 3 exons. Gene Ontology annotation, molecular function: deoxyhypusine monooxygenase activity. NCBI's taxonomy places the organism in Eukaryota, Fungi, Ascomycota, Sordariomycetes, Xylariales, Hypoxylaceae.